Molecule: messenger RNA, 1035 nt
Organism: Penicillium chermesinum
Lineage: Eukaryota; Fungi; Ascomycota; Eurotiomycetes; Eurotiales; Aspergillaceae
Product: alpha/beta hydrolase
Exons: 4
Coding region: 1-1035 (344 amino acids)
Molecular function (GO): hydrolase activity
Source: RefSeq, a predicted model, not a curated record
AUGGCUGAUUUCUCUCAAUACGGUAUCCCCAGCCCUGAGUGGGUGGCCCUGGAGCCGACAUUAUCUUCUCUCCCAUCAGAUCUUACCGCGGAGCAGCAGAGAGCAGUGGUUAACAAAGUCCGUGAAGAAGCUUCAGCACGGGCUAUAAGCGAAGGCCUCGGCGCACAUAUCCAAACCAAAGACUAUACCUUCCCUUCCCGGGAUGGAGCGUCUCUCGAGAUCCGCACCUAUCGCCCUGUAGGAGUGCCCGAGACCCAGCCUCUCCCUGUGUUCAUCUACUUCCACGGCGGAGGUUUCCUCAUGGGAACCAUCGGCACUGAGGACGCGGCCUGCGCACAACUCAUCAAAGGCAACGUCGAAAAGAACCAUCCCAUCGUCGUCGUCAAUGUCAAUUACCGCCACACCCCUGAGUACAAGUACCCGACAGCAUGGGACGACGUCGAAGACGCCUUUAUUUGGGUCCACGACCAUAUCGCUGACAUUGGCGGCCUCGCUGACCAGGUCGUUGUCGGCGGUGUGUCUGCUGGCGGCCAAUUAGCCGCUGCGCUGACCCUGACACAGGUCCGAGGUGAGAACCAGCGUAUUGCCGCCUUGCCCAAGAUCAGAGGACAGGUCCUCAUUAUUCCCUGCUUGGUUCACCCGCAUUACUAUGCCCCGCGCGUCGAGAAGCUUCGGAGCCCGGAGGUCUCAAGUAGAGUGCAUUACUUGGUCUCGAGGGGGGGUGCGAAGGGGCGGGAGAACGAUUUCCGGAUGAACCCUGGGAAUGCGCCCCCUGAGGACGUCAAAAAGCUUCCUCCUACGACUUUUGGUAUCGCAGGGUCUGAUCCUUUGAGAGACGAAGCGCUUUUCUAUUCACAGUUGCUUAGUGAGAAUGGAGUCCCUACGGCUACCCAUAUCUUCCCUGGGCUUCCUCAUGGAUUCAGAAUCGUCGGAGAGCUGAAAUCGAACAAAGCAUGGGACAGAGUCAUGAGUGACGGGAUUUCAUGGGCUCUUAGCAACCCGGCUGCUGGGCCAUUCGAAAUCAAGGUAGAAUAG